UUCCACCUUGGUCUGUCAUCACCAUUUCGUCAUGACAGUGCCAUGAUAUAAACGGAUUCGAGUGGAUUAUAAACAUCAAAAUCAGGAAGUUGUGGAAUAUUAUUUUUUGUGCUUUGUGUGUCAGUUCGUGUAUAUAUUUUAUAAUUUAGAGAAAUUAAAGUUAUUUCUGUAUCAUGGGUUGUGAUGGUGGUACUAUACCGCGUAGAGAUGAACUGGUGCGAGUAAAAAAGAAGCCUGAGCAGAAAGACAAAGAGGCAGAAUUGGCAUUCAGAUGGAGACAUUGCUCUAUCAGACAGUCACCUUUACAAACUCCUAUCGUAGCCUGCGCUUUGGGUCGUCUUUAUUCGAAAGAAUCAGUCUUGGAAGGACUUCUGGAUCGGUCAACACUUCCCGAGUCAGCAGGUCACAUUAAAAAUCUUAAAGAUGUAAAAACUUUGAAUCUUACGCCAAAUCCGGAAUUCGACGGCGAAAAGGUCGAGAAAGGUGACUGCUACGUCGAUGGAGCAAAAAGUCCUUAUAUUUGCCCUAUUAUUGGUUUGGAAAUGAACGGGAAAUACAAAUUUUGCUUCGUCUGGAGCUGCGGCUGUGUAAUGAGCGAAAGAGCUCUCAAAGAAAUUAAAACUAGUGCCUGCCACAAGUGUCAAAAACCCUUUGGCGACAAUGAUAUUAUUAUACUGAAUGCAGUUGGUGACGAUCUAAAAAAACUGGAAGAGAAGUUAGCUCUUCGAAAAGCUGAGAAAAAAGCAACAAAAAAGAAGAUUAAACAAGAAACAACUUCCGGUGAUACCGAACAAGUCGAGAUUCCAAAGAAAAAAAUUAAGAAAGAAGAGCAACCUUCUUGCUCGAAACAGGCCAAUCAAGUUCAAGAUAUGGCGUAUAACAAAACCACGAAAGAUUAUAGUGUGGCUAAAGAUCCAAAGGCCUCAGAAGUAUUCAAAAGUAUUUUUUCAUCUCACCAAUCAGCAGCUGAUCAAACCAGAGCACAUUGGGUCACAUAUAAUCCAUUUUAUAAUUAAGACAGACAAAAUAUACUAUAUAUUGAAUGAAAAAUCACUUAAUUUAAUCACUUUUGAUCACAUUUUGUUGGCUAAAAUGAAACCUUUGGUGCAAUUAACUUUCAAUUUUUAUUUUCUGUUUUCGUGAUUUCAAAAAAAUAAAUGUAGGAUAUUUUACUUAAAAAUCACAUCACCAUUAAUCAUUUAAACACUAUUUACAAGUUAAUUUAGACUAAUGCUGGGUAAGGAAAACGACUAUAUUAAUUUAUAAAUAUAUUUUAGUUGUAACAAAAGUAAUUAAAAAAUUUUUAGAGGCUAAUAGCACGAAAUAUGUUGUUAUCUUGAUUAGAGUUUUGUUCGUUCAUGCAACUAACAGGAAAAAUAUAACGUAGAUAAUUUUUCAGUCUAAAA
Molecule: messenger RNA, 1406 nt
Organism: Belonocnema kinseyi
Lineage: Eukaryota; Metazoa; Arthropoda; Insecta; Hymenoptera; Cynipidae
Product: replication termination factor 2
Exons: 3
Coding region: 174-1016 (280 amino acids)
Biological process (GO): mitotic DNA replication termination; site-specific DNA replication termination at RTS1 barrier
Cellular component (GO): nucleus
Source: RefSeq, a predicted model, not a curated record